CUUUUACCCCGAGUGAGCCCAUGAGCUCUGCAAAGAGCCAGUCCAGCCCCGAGCGGAGCGAUCCCCGCUCGAAGAAGAUCAGGUUGCAAUCCUGCCUUUGUAGCUUUUACACCACACCCCUUUCAGAGUGAAUUAGUAGGGGAGGAUCAUAUUCAGCUCCGAUUCAGGAAUUCCUUCUUUCCUCAAGAACUGUUGCUAGGAGUUCGGGAAGAUGAAAGGAAGGAAGAAGGGAUGUUCCUCACCUUCAACCUUUAUCUUGCUGUUCUGCUGUGUUGCCGGGUGUGCAGCUGCCGGGUCGGAGGGCAGCGAAGAGGAGCAUGUUGUGGGUGCUGCUCUGCCCCCACUGAUACUUGGGCACUCGGUGUGUGCCAUGAAAGCAGAUGAUGGCCCGUGCAAAGCCAUCCACGUGCGCUACUUCUUCAAUAUCCAAACCCGUCGGUGUGAAGUGUUUGAGUAUGGUGGGUGCCAUGGCAACGAGAACAACUUCCUGACGCUGGAAGAAUGUCAGAAGAAGUGUGUGGUAACAGAAUUGUCUGGGAAGAUGGUGGCAACACGAAUUAAGAAAGAAAAACCCGACUUCUGCUUCCACGAGAAAGACCCCGGAGUGUGCCGGGGUUAUUUUACCAGAUACUUCUACAACAGAGAGACAAAGUCAUGUGAAGUGUUCAAGUAUGGGGGGUGCCUGGGAAACCAGAACAACUUCAAGAAUUUGGAAGACUGCCAGAGUACCUGCCAAGAAAACUCAAACUUAUUGCCAAUUGUCACAGUUGAAGAGCAUCCUAACACUGUGAACAGCAGUUCCCCAGCAGAAGAACCUGAAGAGUUCCCUGGGAUUUUUGUAAAUUUGUUGCCAACUCCUCCAAACGAGCAGUCCAACACUCUGAACAGCAGUUCCCCAAAGGAGGAGCACAACCAAUUUCCCAUUUUUUUUGAACCACCACCUAUCCCUUCUUUCUGCAUGACCCCUAUGGACAGAGGACUUUGUAGAGCCAAAGAGUUGAGAUUUUUCUACAACUACUCGAGCGGAAGGUGCCACCCGUUCAGCUACAGCGGCUGUGGUGGGAACGAGAACAAUUUCACCUCCAGAAAGUCGUGUUUGAGGAUCUGCAGGAAAGGAUUCAAUAAGAAAAGAGGUGGAAGAAAGUUAAUAAAAAUCAAGAAGAAAAGAAAGAAAGAGUCGUUAAAAGCUCUGGGAGAGGAAAUCAUCCCUGAAAGAAUAUAACUUUGAUUUUUAUGGAAACGUGAAGUAAACUGCUCUUCACCUGUGAAUGAAAGCCUUCGGUGUACACCACUAAAAUAUAUUUACUGUCCUGAUUAUUUUGAUUAUAUAUUAUUAAGCUGCUUAAAUUUUUAUUAUGUAUUCCUCAUUCAUGUUAAUAAAUGUUACCUUUUACUUUGAUAAAGGAUUUUAAAUUGUAGUUUGGUUGUAUAUAAUUGACAGAGCUGCAACAGGUCAACAGACUGUGAAUAUAUAACUCGUAAUGGUUAAAAUGUAGACAAGAUUCAAAUUCACUUUAUUACCCCAUUAUUCUUUUUGAAUUCUAUUUUUGUUCUAAAGCAAGCAUAAUGCCUGUCAAAGAAUCAUCACUUGUCAAGCAUGAUUGUUUCAAUCCAUGAUUAAAAGAUAAAUCUAUGCUGUAAAGAGGAAA
Messenger RNA from Neopelma chrysocephalum (saffron-crested tyrant-manakin), 1649 nucleotides. RefSeq names its product tissue factor pathway inhibitor (gene TFPI). The record is from RefSeq and is a predicted model, not a curated record. Gene Ontology annotation, molecular function: serine-type endopeptidase inhibitor activity. NCBI's taxonomy places the organism in Eukaryota, Metazoa, Chordata, Aves, Passeriformes, Pipridae. Gene Ontology annotation, cellular component: extracellular region. Gene Ontology annotation, biological process: negative regulation of peptidase activity.